AUGAAGCUUCAGCAAUGCUAUCUAUAUAGCUCCCUCCGGUGGUUACCGCGACGGUCCUCACUAUUCGCACAUACGUCCUUCUACACCCUCCACCGAGCUCUGUUCACCACAAAACCGACAUCCUCCCAGGCAUCUUUCCAGCCAACUCCUCUCAACACCCUCGAAGAUGCCAGUGUGAACUAUUUCCGCGAAACAAGCUUCGUCCCAGAGCAACCGGCCGUCUUCCCCCGCCAGCAUUUCCGCCACAAUCUGCCCGCCUUCGAGCGCUGGUUCCGACCACCCUCCGCGUCCACUGCCGCUCAACUAAAUACGGAGUAUCUGGCGCAACACGGCGCCAAUGCAUUUGUCCCGCUAGAGCUCACACAAUCGCAACCCGCCGCGCCAACCACCGACUCCCCAACGCAGCCCGAUAAUCUCACCUUCCGGCAAUUCCACGCGCCGCUGAGCCUAUUCCUGGAAUGGAUGCGCACCGCAGAAACCCAGCCCCAGUCAGCACGCCUCUACCUGGCACAAUGCCAAUUGACCGACCUGCCCCCGGCCCUCCGUGACGACUUCCCGACCCCCGAUAUUGUACGCCUGGCUGGGAAGGGCGACGUGUAUGAUACCAAUGUCUGGAUCGGGUGUCCACCAACGUAUACACCGCUGCAUCGGGACCCGAAUCCGAACUUGUUCGUGCAGCUUGCGGGACAGAAGGUCGUGCGGCUCCUCCCACCGAGCGAUGGCCAGACGUUAUUUGCGACGGUAAGGCGACAGCUCGGUCAGAGUGGCGGGCGCGAGGCGGCCGCUUUUCGAGGGGAGGAGAUGAUGCAGGGGCGGGAGAGAGAGCUUCUGGAGCAGGCCGUUUGGGGAGAUGGGCCUGCGGACUCGGGGCCCAGAUACCAGGGGUAUGAGGCGCGUUUAGAAGCGGGGGAUGGGAUGUUCAUCCCCAAGGGGUGGUGGCACAGUAUUAAAGGGGUUGGAGAUGGGGUUACAGCUUCAGUCAAUUGGUGGUUCCGAUAG
Messenger RNA from Aspergillus terreus NIH2624, 999 nucleotides. RefSeq names its product putative JmjC domain protein. The record is from RefSeq and is a predicted model, not a curated record. Lineage: Eukaryota; Fungi; Ascomycota; Eurotiomycetes; Eurotiales; Aspergillaceae. Gene Ontology annotation, molecular function: 2-oxoglutarate-dependent dioxygenase activity. The coding region runs from base 1 to 999 and encodes 332 amino acids. The transcript is spliced from 2 exons.